Molecule: messenger RNA, 687 nt
Organism: Ctenocephalides felis (cat flea)
Lineage: Eukaryota; Metazoa; Arthropoda; Insecta; Siphonaptera; Pulicidae
Exons: 5
Coding region: 1-687 (228 amino acids)
Source: RefSeq, a predicted model, not a curated record
AUGAGGAUAACAACUGUCGACCAGAAUAGAUCAUCUCCAUGGGCAUUGAAUCACCAAUGGUACAACUCUGGACAAUAUUCUCCCUUAGACAUGGCUCAAUAUGUAUUUUGGACGGGGGAUGAAGCUGGUGUUGCUAAAGCCAUACAAGAAUUCAUACAAAAUCGAUUGAUGUCACGAGAAGAAGCAAUAAACUUUUUACGCGAUAUUAGAAUUGGAAUUGAAUAUCUUCAAAAUCGUUAUGACACUAAAUCAGGACUUCUUCGUGAUGUGACCAGAGAUGCAGAUACACCUAGUGACUUAACAUUGAAGGAAGCAAUUGUGAGCCCGCACAUAAAGCCAACCCAGCCUGCCUUAAACCCUAUGUAUACCAAUCUACAAAAUAAAUUAAAAGAAGAGCAUGAUGAUGACAAACCAGAAAAUUCACUUAACAUCAUGAGAACUGGAUAUAAGAAAUCAAAAGUAGACAAAAUGAAUAAACUUGAUUAUUUAGAAAAAUCCGCUAAUAACAUCAAAGAAACUAAUUUGGCUGACUAUGAGGAGAUUGCAGGUAGAUUAAGACUGGCAGACUUUUUGUAUACAGAAUAUUCAUUAGAAGAAGUUAUUUAUCAAUUAGCUAAGGUAAAUCUAAACGUAAAUUACAUUAAUUGUUAUGAUGGUAACACGUUGGUUAAAAUGAAUUGCAGGUGA